This is a messenger RNA of Mus caroli (Ryukyu mouse), 1014 nucleotides long. Lineage: Eukaryota; Metazoa; Chordata; Mammalia; Rodentia; Muridae. The record is from RefSeq and is a predicted model, not a curated record.
GGGCGGGCUCAUUGCUUCAGCAAGAAGAUAGUGGUGCAGAGCCUCCCAUGCUAGAUUGCUUGGAAACGGAGAAAAACCGUUUGUUCAUAACAUGAAUGCCCAGCGUGUACAGAAGCCAGAAGAGGGCAAUGGACCCCCUGGAACUGGAGGUGUGCAAUGUUGUAAAAUUCUCCAAGGAAAAGGUCUCAUAAGUAUCUCCCGUGAGUCUCGUGCUAAGCUUUAUGCCUGCUAUGGAGUGAUCAUUGUCCUCAGUGUAGCUAUAGUUGCUCUUUCUGUUGCUUUGUCAGCAAGAAAGACAGAACAGAUCACAAUCAAAAAUACCUAUGCUGCUUGCCCAAGACACUGGAUUGGAAUUGGAAAUAAAUGUUUUUAUUUUUCUGAAUACACAAGUAACUGGACAUCCGCCCAGGCCUUCUGCAUGGCACAAGAUGCUCAACUAGCUCAGUUUGACAACCAGGAUGAGCUGAAUUUCCUAAUGAGAUACACGGGGAAUUUUGAUUGCUGGAUUGGCCUGCACAGAGAGUCAUCAGAGCAUGCUUGGAAGUGGACAGACAACACUGAGUAUAACAACAUGACUCUCAUCCAAGGAGAGGAAAGAUAUGCCUACCUGAACAACAACGGGAUCAGCAGUUCCAGGAUUUAUUUACCUCGGAUGUCGAUUUGUAGCAAGCUCAACAACUACAGCCUCCACAGCCAAACUCCUUCUCCUGUCUAGCAUUUACCAAGAGACUCUUCUUAGCCUGUUAUCUAUGGGUGCUACUUUUCCCCCUAUGGUCCCACACUGCUAUCAACCGGGAUUGAGAAUAUUUUAUAACAUCACAAAUGAAAACCAUGGAGUCUGGAGAGAUUGCUCAGUAGUUAAGAGCACUGACUGCUCUUUCGCAGGUCCCCAGUUCACAUCUGAACAACCACAUGGUAUCUUACAAACAUCUGUAAUGACAUCUCAUGUCCUCUUCUGGGGUGUGUGGAAACAGCUACACUAUACUUACAUAUAAUAAAUAAGUAAAUCUUAAA